AUUCGUAGGGUUUAGUCGUAAAAAAGACGGUUUCUUCUCAGUUUCGAUUCUUUUCGUGACUUGUUGUUCAAAAUGUAAUUUAAAAUUUUAAAAGAUAUUUUCGUGAGAUAGAAAGAUUACUUCUUGUCGUGUCUGUCUGUGACAGUUUCUCUCACUUUCUAUCUCUAACUCUCUCUGCUUUACCUUCUGUUUAUUUGAUUCUCUCGGAUUCUAGGUUUUGAAAUCGAUUUUUUUUAUAAAUGCGAAAGUUAGACUGAGAAAAGAAAAAAGAAGACGAAUUAAAAUGGAGCCUCCAACGGGAAUAUUGUCAUCUCUGUGGCGAUUCAUACUCUUCAUUCCUUAUUUCACUGCCUUGCUCUUCCUCGGUCUUCUUAAAGGACCCCUUUGGGUUGUCAUUUAUUCGUGUGUGAACUUCUUCAUUCAUCGAUCAGUUUUGCCCAGUUUAGGGUUCUUCAAUACCAAAAAGUAUCGUUUUCUGCCCGCUUAUAUGCCUAAUUAUGGCAAUUGGAAACUCUGCAAUUAUCUUAGGCCUUUUACCAGUACAUGCCAUUUGGACUCUCUAUUCCAUAUCAAGUGCUAAACAAUUAGGUCCAAUCUUGAAGCUCUUUCUCUGCUUAUUAUGCCUUCCUCUUGGCAUCAUUCUCUGGCUUGUGGUUAGUAUCUUAGGAAGUAUCCUCGGAGGAGCUUUGUAUGGCUUUCUUUCCCCAAUCUUCGCCACCUUCGAUGCUGUUGGUGAAGGGAAGUCUAACCCCUUUUUCCAUUGCUUUUACGAUGGAACUUGGAGCACUGUUAAAGGCAGUCUCACUGUUGUCUGCGAUUUUAAAGACGUUUGCUUUCACUCCUACUUUUCUUUCAUGGAUGAUCUUAGCGCGGAUCAUCAUCCUCAUCACUAUUAUGAAAUAAGGUUACUACAAAUCCCAGGCGCUGUGAUUGCUGCUGUUCUUGGAGUUAUUCUUGAUUUCCCUGUGAUUUCACUCAUAGCCUUGUUUAAAAGCCCUUACAUGUUGUUCAAAGGCUGGCGCCGUUUGUUUCAUGAUCUCAUUGGACGUGAAGGUCCUUUCUUGGAAACCAUGUGUGUCCCUAUCGCAGGUCUUGUCAUCUUGCUCUGGCCUUUAGGUGUCGUCGGUGCGGUUCUAGCUUCUGUGCUCUCUAGUGUCUUCCUUGGUGCCUACGCUGGUGUUGUCUCAUACCAGGAAUCUUCGUUUUACUUUGGUCUCUGCUAUGUUGUUGCUUCUUUGUCGAUCUACGAUGAGUAUAGUAAUGAUGUUCUUGACAGGCCUGAAGGCUCUUGCUUUCCUAGGCCAAAGUUUCGAAGAAAGGAAGAGGAAGGUGGUGGUGGUCUUUCAAGACCAAGCUCUUUCAAGACAAGUCCAUCAAGAGGAGGAUCAAACAGAGGCCCAAUGAUUGACCUGAAGCCACUUGAUCUUCUGGAAGCUCUCUUUGUGGAAUGUAGGAAGUACGGAGAGACUAUGGUAACGAAAGGGAUCAUAAACUCAAAGGACAUUGAAGAAGCUAAGUCUAGCAAAGGCAGUCAAGUGAUCAGUUUUGGUUUACCUGCUUACUCCCUUCUUAACGAGCUUCUACGCUCUAUCAAAUCCAAUUCCACCGGUUUGUUACUCGGUGACGGUGUAACAGAGAUAACUACAAGGAACCGCCCUAAAGAUGCCUUCUUUGAUUGGUUUCUGAAUCCGUUUCUGAUCAUUAAAGACCAGAUUGAAGCAGCGAAUCUAUCUGAACAAGAAGAGGAGUACCUUGGAAAGUUGGUAUUGCUGUUUGGAGAUUCAGAGAGACUUAAAAGCUCCAUCACUGAAUCUGAAUCUCCUCCUUUGACGGAACUAAGAAAAGCUGAACUUGAUUCCUUUGCUCGCAGGCUUCAAGGACUGACCAAAUCAGUGUCAAGAUAUCCAACAUUCAGAAGACAUUUUGUGGAACUAGUCAAGAAACUAUCAAAUGAUCUAGACAAGAAACAUAACCGGUUUGAAGGCGGUGGCGGCGGCUCAAGACCGGUUAAGAAAACCGUUUCUCGGAUUUUCAGCCAGAAAUCGUUCAAGAAAAAGACGAGUAGCAGCAAUGGGUCAGAUCAUCAGGAUUCACCAAACCGUGGCUUAAGAGACAUUGAUAUUGUGUAACCCAAGUGUAAGUAACAAUGUCUAAUGUUGUUGUUGGUUUAGCUCUGUAAUGAUAAGCUUUUUAAUUUUUAUACAGAUUCAGUGAAUAUGAAACUGUUUCAUUUUUACAAAUGUUCUGGAUGAGCCAGUAGUCCGCUUUUCUUGA
Molecule: messenger RNA, 2274 nt
Organism: Raphanus sativus (radish)
Lineage: Eukaryota; Viridiplantae; Streptophyta; Magnoliopsida; Brassicales; Brassicaceae
Exons: 9
Coding region: 498-2129 (543 amino acids)
Source: RefSeq, a predicted model, not a curated record